CGGCCCCAGUCGACUGCGGGCUGUCUCCCGCGCGGCUGGGACGUCCGCGCUCCGUGCAGGGAAGCGGGUGCUGCGGGCGUGGGUACCGCGCACGCGUGGGGAGCGGCCCCCGGAGAGCGCGCGCCGGCAGGACUGCGGCCUAGCGCCGCGUGGCGACAGGUGUUCUGGGUCGUCCCUGUCACGUGGCCGAGGAGUCCGGCUCGCCCGGCACCUAGAGGGGGCGGGGCCUGCAGGCCACACCUCCUUCGGUCUAGGACCUGAGGGCGGGGGCGUGGCCAAAGAGGCGUACCUUGGUCUCAGCUGAGGAGGGCUGGGGAAGGGUGUUGGGCACCCCUCAAAUUAGGGGAGGAAUAGGGGAACACCCACCCUCGUACUACCAUGGCAGUAAGGAGGGUGGCGUCCCUGGGUACGGAGGCCUUCGAGGAGAUGGAGGUGAUUGGGAUUUCUGGGGGGAGCCCCAGAUCCGAGCUUGAAAGGAUGAAGGCAGGUAAAUGAUCUCAGAGGGCCUUGGGGUCUGGUCCUGGCCGACCUCAGAUUGCAGCGAGCGCCUAGGCGAGCCCCAGUCCUUCUCCCAUCUGCCCGGUCCUCGAGGGGCCAGCCAGGGCGCGAGGCCUCACAUCCCUGGCCUGCCGCAGAAUGGGCCUGUCGGCUGCAACCCGGUUGUGGGGCCCGCCGGGACUGCUCCUGACCUUCGCACUGCACCCAGCUUUAUGCUCGCGCCCGGCCCCGAACUCGGGGCCACCGCACCGGGACUACUGCGUCCUGGGCGCUGGGCCCGCUGGCCUGCAGAUGGCCUACUUCCUGCAGCGGGCCGGGAGGGACUACGUGGUGUUCGAGCGCGCCCGGCGGCCCGGCAUCUUCUUCACGCGCUUCCCACGCCACCGCAAGCUCAUCAGCAUCAAUAAGCGGCACACGGGCAAGGCCAACGCCGAGUUCAACCUCCGCCACGACUGGAACUCUCUGCUCAGCCACGACCCCCGGCUGCUCUUCAGACACUACUCCAGCGCCUACUUCCCCGAUGCGGGCGACAUGGUGCGCUACCUGGGUGACUUCGCAGACAGGCUGGGGCUCCGGGUGCUGUACAACACCACCAUUGCCCACGUCACUCUGAACAAGGAUCGGCAGGCAUGGAAUGGCCAUUACUUCAUCCUGAUCGACCAGAUGGGCCAUGCACACCGGUGCAGCGUCCUUCUGGUAGCCACCGGUUUGUCAGUCCCCAACCAGGUCGACUUCCCGGGCUCCGAACACGUGGAGGGUUAUGAGUCUGUGUCCGUGGACCCCAAGGACUUUGAGGGUCAGAACGUGCUGAUCCUGGGGCGGGGAAACUCGGCCUUUGAGACGGCAGAGAACAUCUUGGGUGUCACCAACUUCAUCCACAUGCUGAGCCGCUCCCGCGUCCGGCUGUCCUGGGCCACCCACUACGUUGGAGACCUCAGGGCCAUCAACAACGGCCUGCUGGACACCUACCAGCUGAAGUCCUUGGACGGGUUGCUCGAGUCCGACCUGACGGAUCUGGCCAUCGUGAAGGACCGUGAAGGCAAGUUCCGCGUCACCCUGAGGUUCUUCCUGGAGGAAGGCAACCAGAGUACCGACGCCAUCACCCUCCCCCAGGACGACAAUGACAACUUCGCCAUGCGUGUGGCCUACGACCGGGUCAUCCGCUGCCUGGGCUGGAACUUUGACUUCUCCAUUUUCAACAAGUCCCUCCGACUGUCUUCCGGGGGUGAGUUCAGCAAGAAGUACCCCCUGGUCAAAGCUAGCUAUGAGUCCAAAGGAAGCCGGGGUCUCUUUGUCCUGGGUACCGCCAGCCACUCAGUGGAUUACCGGAAGUCUGCCGGGGGCUUUAUCCAUGGAUUCCGAUACACAGCGCGUGCCGUCCACCGCCUGCUGGAGCAGCGCCACCACGGCGUCGCCUGGCCCUCCACCGAGCACCCCAUCUCCCAGCUGACGAGCUCCAUCAUCCGGCGCAUCAACGAGGCUUCUGGGCUCUACCAGAUGUUCGGCGUGCUGGCUGACGUCGUCCUGCUGAAGGAGAACGCCACCGCCUUUGACUACCUGGAGGAGUUCCCCGUGCAGAUGCUGGCCCAGCUGGAGACCAUCACAGGGAGGAGGGCCAGGCAUGGGCUCUUCGUCAUCAACAUGGAGUACGGCAGAAACUUCUCCGGGCCCGACAAGGACGUCUUCUUUUACGACCGCUCCGUGGGGCACACGGAAGACGCGUGGCAGUCGAACUUCCUCCAUCCCGUCAUCUACUACUACAGGCACCUCCCCACCGAGCAGGAGGUGAGGUUCCGGCCUGCCAACUGGCCGCUGCCUCGGCCCACAGCCAUCCACCACAUCGUGGAAGAUUUCUUGACGGACUGGACCGCGCCGGUGGGGCACAUCUUACCUCUGAGGCGCUUCCUGGAGAACUGUUUGGACACGGAUCUGCGAAGCUUCUAUGCAGAGUCCUGCUUCCUGUUUGCCCUGACGCACCAGAAGCUGCCCCCCUUCUGCCAGCAGGGGUACCUGAGAACGCAGGGGCUUGUGGGAACCGAGAGCCUCCGACGGCGUGGAGCAGAGCGCGGGCUCCCGCAGGACGAUGCCUCCAUGGGCAGCCACCUUGAGGACGGGCGCCGGGGGCCCGAGGGUGGCCCCCGGGCCCCAGGGCCUCCGCUCCAGCCCCUCAACAGCAACAAGGAAGAGCUGUGACAGCCAGGCUUCCCCACCCAGGCCCACAGCCGGCGCCUCUGUCCCGCCACUGUGGUUGCCGGGCCACUCAGAUGGUCACAGUGACCAAGGCCAUACGGAGAGGGCGUGUCAGGGCUGAGGGAGGCCGGCCAGCCGUCUCCCCUCCGGUCUGGUCCCUGGCUGCCCGGGAGGUGGGGUCCGGAGAAAAAGCCUUAAGGGUUUGUGGCAGGCACUUUAAAGCAGACACUCUAAUGUCCUCAGCCAUCUCGCGCAGGUGGGACUGUCACCCCUGAUGAAGCUAUUAGCCCAGAGUGGGUAGGCGACUCCUAGGAGUCCCUGUCCGGGGAGCCCUGAGGUCUGCUCCGCUCUGCCCACCUCACCACUCCGCCGCUCCCUGCCCCUGCCUCUGUUCCCAGAACCCAGGGGCGCCCUGCCCAGCUUAUCAGCCUGGGCCCAGCCACUGUCACCAGCGCAGAAGGGACAGCUCCUGCAAAGCCACCUUAUCUAAACAGGCUUCUCCCUGAGCAGCAGGACUCAGAGCUGCGUCCGCCCCCAGACCACACUCCCUGACUUAUCUUCAACCUCUGCAUUCUCUUCUCUUUCCUCCUACUGGCCCCGUGCCCUUGGCCUUGCCCGUGCCCCGCCCCUGCCCUCUGGCACCCGGAACAACGCGCUGCCUCAGACCUGCCUGAGCCGGUUUCGCUGAACCAUCAGCACCCUGUCUUCCCAGUGAGGACCCAUUCUGAGGUGGUUCGCCUGCCGUGUGUACGGAGCCUGGCUCACCCAGGAGGCCUUUCCAACCGCAUUUGUACAAUGACACCAGCGUGGUUACCUUCUGGUCCCCUUUGCCGCCCGCGCUCUUCUGCCUCGCCGGAAAUCUGUUCCCUUCCUGCGCUCCCGUCAGGCCUUUUCGUCCCAUUUAGGACUAGGCCGUGGAAAGGAAACCGUUUGUACAUACAGUAAUCAUGGUGAUUUUUUCAAAGCUCAGGCCCCUAGAUGAUAGCUUUUUCGCUGGUUUGUACUAGUCCGUGCUUGCACUCCGGAUUCAAGGGACACGGGCUUUCUGGAUCCGCAGCCAUCUUCUGGAAACACCCUCUUCCUCUCUUAGUUCCACCGUCCGGCCUGCUGCCUGUCUGCUGACGCCUCUCCCUCCAGUCCUGUGCAGCUACAGCAGUGACACUCGGCAGCCUGAGCCUGGAGGGGAGGUGCUUUCCUGGGACCAUACCUGACAUUCGCCCAGGGCUGAAACGUCUAAGGAUCCCUCUCUAACCCCAGGGGGUUUGCCGUAUUUCAUACAAAUUCCAUGUAAACCAGAUUGGGUCCCGUCAGCCCGCCCACCCUUUCCCAAAACCUUUUGUAAAACAAAUCCUGUAAUUAGGACUGUUCCCGUAAAGUCACGCUGCUCGUCACACCUACCCAGUUAGUUACCGACGGUGGCUAAGCAGCUUGUGCCAAUAAAAGUUCAAGGUGCUUCAACAGACGAUUCACUGACGCCUAACUAUGUGACAUCUGCUGCUUUCUGCCAUCAUCUGCCGGGUCGUUAAUGCUGUCAGAAUUUCAGCCAGCCUCGUUUGUGUUUCGUAAGAUAUGGUUUCGUGGGUUAGCUGAUUAGAGACGCCUUCUCUGGUAUUCUUGUGAAACUGAUCAGUAAUUUGGAAAAGAAAAUAAAUCUCAUUUCA
This is a messenger RNA of Hyaena hyaena (striped hyena), 4349 nucleotides long. It is a transcript of the gene FOXRED2, whose product is annotated as FAD dependent oxidoreductase domain containing 2. Bases 637 to 2691 code for a protein of 684 amino acids. The transcript is spliced from 8 exons. Gene Ontology annotation, molecular function: monooxygenase activity; flavin adenine dinucleotide binding. Lineage: Eukaryota; Metazoa; Chordata; Mammalia; Carnivora; Hyaenidae. The record is from RefSeq and is a predicted model, not a curated record.